This is a messenger RNA of Pomacea canaliculata, 2477 nucleotides long. Its product is annotated as endoplasmic reticulum chaperone BiP. The record is from RefSeq and is a predicted model, not a curated record. Gene Ontology annotation, biological process: protein refolding; endoplasmic reticulum unfolded protein response; cellular response to unfolded protein. Gene Ontology annotation, cellular component: cytoplasm; endoplasmic reticulum lumen; nucleus. Lineage: Eukaryota; Metazoa; Mollusca; Gastropoda; Architaenioglossa; Ampullariidae. Gene Ontology annotation, molecular function: heat shock protein binding; misfolded protein binding; ATP binding. Bases 172 to 2181 code for a protein of 669 amino acids. The transcript is spliced from 7 exons.
AGCACGUAGCACGUACAGACAAGAAGUACGUGUGGAAAACACCCCAUAUAUUUAGGCACCGGCAGGCAGUCGUAACUGUCGAAAGUUCAAAUCUGAGAAUUUUGGUGGAAGUAUCAAGGAACCAACUGCACUAUUGGCAACAAAGCGACUGAGAAGGGAGACGUAUUCAACAUGAAGCAUUUCAUUGUGUCGUACUGCUUCUUAGCACUCAUUUUGAGUGCAGCAUGGUAUGCUAAAGCAGAUGAAGAUGAUGACGAUGGAGGAAAGAAGAAGAAAGACAAAGAGACUGUUGGCACAGUUAUUGGAAUUGAUUUAGGAACAACAUAUUCAUGUGUUGGUGUGUUUAAAAAUGGACGGGUAGAAAUUAUUGCCAAUGACCAAGGCAACCGCAUCACACCCUCAUAUGUUGCCUUCACACCUGAUGGUGAGCGACUCAUUGGUGAUGCUGCCAAGAAUCAGUUAACAUCGAAUCCUGAGAACACCAUAUUCGAUGUCAAACGGCUGAUUGGUCGCACAUGGGAUGAUAAGUCUGUUCAGCAUGACAUCAAAUUUUACCCCUUCACUGUCAUCAACAAAGGCAACAAGCCUCAUAUCCAGGCCACCGUGAGUGGUGAAACACGUACCUUUGCACCAGAAGAGAUCUCAGCUAUGGUGUUAGGGAAAAUGCGUGACAUAGCAGAAGCCUACCUAGGCAAAAAGAUCACAAAUGCUGUUGUUACAGUUCCUGCCUAUUUCAAUGAUGCUCAGCGUCAAGCCACAAAGGAUGCUGGAACCAUCGCUGGCUUAAAUGUCAUGCGUAUCAUCAAUGAGCCAACUGCUGCUGCUAUAGCUUAUGGUCUGGACAAGCGUGAUGGUGAGAAGAACAUCCUUGUGUUUGACCUGGGUGGUGGCACUUUUGAUGUGUCUCUUCUGACAAUUGACAAUGGAGUUUUUGAAGUGGUGGCAACUAACGGAGACACACAUUUGGGUGGUGAAGAUUUUGACCAGCGUGUAAUGGACCACUUCAUCAAAUUGUACAAGAAAAAGACGGGCAAGGACAUGCGAAAGGAUAACCGUGCUGUGCAAAAGCUGCGUCGUGAGGUGGAGAAAGCCAAGCGUGCUUUGUCUUCCCAGCAUCAGGUUCGCCUAGAAAUAGAAUCCAUCUAUGAUGGAGAAGACUUCUCUGAACAGCUCACACGUGCCAAGUUUGAGGAGCUGAACAUGGAUUUGUUUCGGUCAACUCUAAAACCUGUAAAACAAGUUUUGGAUGAUUCCGAUUUGAAGAAAGAAGACAUUGAUGAGAUUGUGUUGGUAGGAGGUUCAACUCGUAUCCCUAAAGUGCAGCAGCUGGUGAAGGAGUUUUUCAAUGGAAAGGAGCCCAACCGUGGUAUUAAUCCUGAUGAGGCUGUGGCAUAUGGUGCAGCUGUGCAGGCUGGGGUGUUGAGUGGAGAAGAGGAUACUGGGGAUCUGGUGCUGCUUGAUGUCAACCCACUUACUUUAGGCAUCGAAACUGUUGGUGGUGUCAUGACCAAACUCAUCCCUAGAAACACUGUUGUUCCUACCAAGAAGUCACAGAUUUUCUCAACUGCUGCUGAUAACCAGCCCACUGUCACCAUCCAAGUAUUUGAGGGUGAACGCUCCAUGACCAAGGAUAACCAUCUUUUGGGCAAGUUCGAUCUGACCGGCAUCCCACCUGCUCCCCGAGGUGUCCCACAAAUCGAAGUUACCUUCGAAAUUGAUGUAAAUGGCAUUCUUAGAGUUUCUGCUGAGGACAAAGGCACUGGAAACAAAAAUGACAUCGUGAUUAAUAAUGAUCAGAAUCGUCUGUCACCCGAAGACAUUGAGCGCAUGAUUAAUGAUGCCGAAAAAUAUGCUGAUGAUGACAAAAAAUUGAAAGAACGAGUUGAUGCUAAAAACGAAUUGGAGAGCUAUUGCUAUUCUCUCAAAAACCAGGUAGGUGACAAAGAAAAACUAGGUGCCAAGCUGAGUGAAAGUGACAAAUCAAAGAUAACUGAAGCAAUUGAUGAGGCCAUCUCGUGGUUGGAGAGCCACCAGGAUGCUGACACCGAAGACUUCAAACAGAAGAAGAAGGAAGUAGAAGAAAUUGUACAGCCAGUCAUCAGCAAACUUUAUGAGGGAGCUGGUGGUGCCCCACCACCAUCUGGGUCUGAUGAGGAUGAUCAGGAAAAGGACGAGUUAUGAGAAUGCAUAGACUAGUGAACUUGCUAAAAAAAAAUUUCAAUUAUAUUGCUGUGAAGGAUACAUGUCGGAUGGUUGUAUGUUGUGAAUUUGUAAGUGUAAUGGAUGGUUACAUAGGAUUCACAGAAGGGACAAAGGGAGAUGUCUGAAUGUUUAAAAGAAAGGUGUGACUGGUUUCAUGGACUUUUCAUUUGUACAUAAUAAAAUAAUAUAUCCAUUAAGAAUGUGUGGUGGUUUCAAUAAUGUACAAACUACAUUUGGUUUGAACAAUUGCUGUUAAUAAAACAUCAUCAUAUUCA